Meloidogyne enterolobii is the source of this 396-nucleotide messenger RNA. The record is from the annotation of a GenBank genome assembly. NCBI's taxonomy places the organism in Eukaryota, Metazoa, Nematoda, Chromadorea, Rhabditida, Meloidogynidae.
AUGACUUACAACAGAAUUAAUAAUCUUCUUUUAGAAUUUCAUAGAGAUUUUGACAAAAUUGAACGUUACGAGAAGGAACGUAAAUUGGAUAGAAUAGCUGGGAGUCCAACUUCAAGGAGUAAACGUUCCCGUAGUAGAUCUAGGACAGAAGAACAAUAUCGAAGUAGAUUGACUGAAAUGAAAGUAAAAUCUUUGUGUUACAAAAUUGAAGCUAUAAUGUCUUUUGGAAUGUUUAAAAUGAUGGUUGGAUUAAUUACAAGUAAAGAAAUUGUUUUACCUGAAGAAGAAAUGUUGCGGUAUAAUAGACGUUUUAUGUUAUUCUCUUCUUUGAAUGAUAUGAUUUAUUAUGAUUAUGAACGUUAUUUGGAAUAUUCUAAGUUUGUUUUUAAGUGUUAA